CUCGUCGACGCCCUAGUCUGAGAGAGCCGAUAUUUUGCAACUACAUCCCUCCAACGCGCCUACAUCCGCCGUAUAACUUGCCCGUUCCCUAUGCCUCAUGGCCGUGCACAGUCUCCAUCAAGAGAUUCACCUAAUCGUAUUUCUUGGCACCCAGCGGCGAAGCUGUCGCCUGCCCGUCUUGUUGACUCCUUAACCUUCUGAUAUUUCGUGUCGCCUUCGUUUUCCCUCCCUUUUGCACCUACCGGAAUCAAGUCAUCCGCCAUCAUGCCUAAGGAGAAGAAUUUUAACCCUGUACAGGCCCAGCGCAAGGCAGACAAAGCGAAAGCGAUCAAAAAGGGCAAAGCAGAAGCAACCGCACGUCGCAACGAGAAGCUCUCGAAGCGGAACCCCGACAGGAUACAGAAACAGAUUGAUGAUCUAAAUAAGAUCACCUCCAGUGGUGGCAAGCUUACCAAACACGAGGAAUCCGUUCUCGAAGGACUGAGAAGGGAUCUAAAGGUGGUCACAAAGGCCCGCGAGGCUCUUGGAGACAAGGCGCCAUCGUUCGGUCGCGGCACCGGACCGAGGGACGGCAGCGGCCGGGGAAACCACAACAGCGUCCUGGGCAAGAGAAGAAGGGAUGGUAACAACGGUGACGAUUCGAGCAGCGGCAGUGAUGUGCCCGAUGAUGUUAAAAGUAUCCCGAUGCCGCGAGACACACCGCCGCCGAUCCCGAAGGAGAUUCUAGACAAGUGGUACGCGAAACGUAGGGCAGCAAGAAAUGCAAACGACACCCCCUUGGGCCACCGAGAAAGUCGGGCGAUAUCCACCCCCGUGGAAUCCAAGACUGUGUACGAAGCGAAACCGGUGGUGCGCGACCUACGGAAGGAAGCCGUCAGCGCGUUCAUGCCCACUGCGGUCCGCAUGAAGUUGGAAAAGAGCAAAGGCCAGGGUGGACUGAUGGAGCCCGAAGAAGCUGACCGGCUCGAAAGAGAAGGCUACCUCAAACCCGCAAUAGCUCAAGGCGACGCAUCGGAGUCUACGGGGGCAGGUCCGCAUAAGGUCCACAUCCAGGAAGUGGAAGACGAUCAAGAUUGAGUCUAUCGAAAGUGGCAAUCUGACUUUGAGGCUCUCUCUCAUCAUGGUGGAGACGAGCCGUUGACAACAUAUCCAUUCUCUAUGGUUCCCCUGCGUCGGAUGUGCAAUAGGCAUCCUUCUAUCUCACGCUAUCACGCUAUCCUCAUAAAUAGCAAGGACGUUCAUAGGACGCUGGGUAAACCUCAGCAUCCACAACCUGUUGGGGCAGCCUAAGCGGCGAGUCGAUUCGUUCCCUCGCCACUUUUCUUCCGCCGCUUUAAGGCCAAUAGCACCAAGGGAUCUCGAUGAAGAUCCGGGUCCCAACAGCACCUCGGGUUGCAGGUAUUCCUCUUCUUCCAGGUAUGAUGCUUGCGGCCAGUUUGAAGGCUUCGUGGAGGUUUA
Molecule: messenger RNA, 1458 nt
Organism: Durotheca rogersii
Lineage: Eukaryota; Fungi; Ascomycota; Sordariomycetes; Xylariales; Xylariaceae
Product: WW domain binding protein 11-domain-containing protein
Exons: 2
Coding region: 265-1077 (270 amino acids)
Biological process (GO): RNA processing
Source: RefSeq, a predicted model, not a curated record